AAGAUACAAUUUUACGAUCAUUCACUACAGAACUCUCAAUUAGAUUAUCAAAUAUUUGAGCCUAACAGAAAUGAAAAUAAUACGCUUUAUUAGUGACAAUAGGUACAGACUAUUUAAAACCAUACUUGCUUACUUUGCAUAUUUUUGCAUCGGAUCAGCGACAACACUUCUCGGUUCUAGUUUACUUGAUUUACAAAUACGUUUAAAUGUUGAUUUUGCCAAAGUUUCCUAUUUAAUUCCCUUCCGUAGUGCCGGUCACAUACUUGGAUCUGCUCUUGCUGGUUUGAUCGAGCAAAGAUUCAACCGAUCUCUUCUUUUAUGGAUAAUCAAUUUGAUCUCUGGAAUUUUUCUUGGAGCUGCUCCAUUCUUUACCAAAUUUGAGUUUACUUCAAUAUUUCUGGUAAUAGCUGGUGUUGCUCAUGGAAUGUCAGAUAUUUUGUGUAAUACUUCAGUGACCAGCACUUGGAAGGAAAAGAGUACGAAUUGGUUACAAGUUCUUCACAUGUCAUGGGGAAUCGGUUCACUGAUAACCCCAGUUAUAUGUCGUCCAUUUUUAUUACCAGAAGAAAGUCUUGAACCAGAUUCAAGUUCAUUAAUAACUGCAAACACAACUGCGAAUCCAGUGAUUGUAUCAAUUUAUACUGCCAAAGAUGUAAUGAUUCAAUAUGCCUUCGUGAUCAUUGGCCUUUUAUCAGUAAUCGUUUCUUUCUUUUACGCUUGUAUAUAUUUUCGAGAAAGAAGUAUCACUGAAUACAGUAAGAAAGAGGUAAACGCCGUCAACAUUCAAGUGCCACAACCAUCUUCGCAAAUCAGUCCAUGGAAAAAGUAUAUCGCCAUUUUCCUGGCAGCAGUGGUUGCCCAUUUUUGUUAUAGCUUAGAAUCAGUUCUUGGUUCCCUUGGAGCUUCAUUUUCAGUCAAAUCCGAUAUUCAUAUGGACAAAAAGACUGGUGUUUUACUUGCAACGGUUUUCUGGUCUUGUUUCUCAUUUUAUCGAUUAAUCUUCAUUCCAUUAACAUUCAUCGUAGCUGAAACUAAAUUAUUGGCCCUUAGUUUGUUUCUUACUUUGCUUGGUGUAGUUGUUUCUGUACCAUGGGCUAAUAGCAAUGAGGCUUGUCUUUGGGCUGGAUUCACACUUGUUGGAUUGGGAAUAUCGACCAUCUUCUCAUCUUCAUAUGGAAUGCUAUCGAGAUAUAUUGUUAUUACUGGUCAAAUAUCAUCAAUGAUUUUUAUUCCUGGAGUUGUUGGUGAAUCAUUUCACCCUGCAAUUGCAGCUACUUUACUAGCUAAUAGUCCAAUUUUAUUUCUCUAUUACAAUGCUGCAUUAGGUGUUGUACUUGUUAUUUCAUUCUUGGCAUUGAUGAUAUAUUGUAAAACGGUGUUAAAAACACCAACUGUCCAUCUUGCUCAUCCUUCAAUAGGACCAAGGUUCUCAACACUCAGUGUUAGCCAUCAUUAAAGGAACCUCAUUGUCCCAAAAUAUUGUGUAAAAUUAUUCAUUUUUCAUUAUAAAACAAUAUUCACAACCAUAAAACAAUGCAUUUGUUGCUAAAACGACACAAUAAACACAUUUGUAACAUUUA
This is a messenger RNA of Tetranychus urticae (two-spotted spider mite), 1580 nucleotides long. Its product is annotated as solute carrier family 60 member 1-like. NCBI's taxonomy places the organism in Eukaryota, Metazoa, Arthropoda, Arachnida, Trombidiformes, Tetranychidae. The record is from RefSeq and is a predicted model, not a curated record. Gene Ontology annotation, biological process: transmembrane transport. Gene Ontology annotation, molecular function: D-glucose transmembrane transporter activity.